UUGAGCUAACGUCCAUCAGGCCGGCAGUCUCAUAUGCUUCUAAUCUCAUCGCCUCAUCUCUGACUCUGAGGCUUAUCCUCUCUCUCGUUUUAUCUGGGAAAAACAUUCUAGACCGCCCAGUUCCCCUCUCUAAUCGAUCUAGCCGUUUAUGGAAAACAGAGCAGCUAUAGUAUAUAAGCUAGUGGAGGUACAGUUGAAUUUUGGUGCAUUUAUUGCAAAAAUUUCAGAAUGUCCAUCGCAUUAAACGACGGAUUCAAGAUACCCAUUGUGGGUCUGGGUGUCUGGCGAAUGGAAGGAAAAGACAUUAGAGACCUCAUUAUCAAUGCAAUCAAGAUUGGCUAUCGUCAUUUUGACUGUGCUGCUGAUUACAAGAAUGAAGCAGAAGUUGGGGAGGCACUUGCGGAAGCGUUCAAGAGUGGACUUGUUAAGAGGGAGGAGCUUUUUAUCACCACUAAGCUUUGGAAUUCAGACCAUGGACAUGUUGUUGAGGCUUGUAGAGACAGUCUAAAGAAGCUUCAAUUAGAUUAUCUAGACCUCUACCUUGUGCACUUUCCUGUAGCCACAAAGCACACUGGAGUUGGGGAAACUGAUAGUGCUUUAGAUAAAGAUGGUGUCCUGGAGAUAGACACAACUAUCUCAUUAGAAACCACCUGGCACAAUAUGGAAAAUCUAGUUUCGAUGGGCUUAGUCCGCAGCAUUGGGAUCAGCAACUAUGACAUCUUUCUAACGAGAGAUUGCUUAGCUUACGCCAAAUUGAAGCCUGCUGUGAAUCAGAUUGAGACACAUCCAUACUUCCAACGUGAUUCUCUUGUCAAAUUCUGUCAGAAGCAUGGGAUAUGUGUUACAGCCCAUACUUCUCUAGGAGGUGCUGUGGCUAACACAGAAUGGUUUGGUACUGUGUCAUGUUUGGAUGAUCCUAUUCUCAAAGGUCUAGCUGAAAAAUAUAAGAAGACUGUUGCCCAGAUUGUUAUCAAGUGGGGCAUGCAGCGAAACACGGUUGUAAUUCCUAAGACAUCAAAGGUUGAGAGAUUGAAGGAGAAUUUUCAAGUUUUUGACUUUGAGCUGAGCAAAGAAGACAUGGAUGUGAUUAAGAGUGUGGACAGGAAAUAUAGGACCAACCAACCAGCUAAGUUUUGGGGCAUAGAUUUGUAUGCUUAGGAAUGGUUAUUUUAUCUUACCUGAGACAUGAAUAAGUGUGAGUUAUGAAACAUCAAAGACAUUCAGUUUUAUGGCAAUGGACUCAUUUGCAUUAUUGCUAAAACUCAAAUCAUAUUUAGAUGCUUUUACUCACUAA
Messenger RNA from Mangifera indica (mango), 1294 nucleotides. RefSeq names its product NADP-dependent D-sorbitol-6-phosphate dehydrogenase-like. The record is from RefSeq and is a predicted model, not a curated record. Lineage: Eukaryota; Viridiplantae; Streptophyta; Magnoliopsida; Sapindales; Anacardiaceae. The transcript has 8 exons. The coding region runs from base 229 to 1158 and encodes 309 amino acids. Gene Ontology annotation, molecular function: aldose-6-phosphate reductase (NADPH) activity.